Paramecium octaurelia is the source of this 207-nucleotide messenger RNA. The record is from the annotation of a GenBank genome assembly. Lineage: Eukaryota; Ciliophora; Oligohymenophorea; Peniculida; Parameciidae.
GAUCGAAUGAAUAUUUAUUAUAAUUUACUGAAGAAAUUAUGAUUUGAAAAUAUAUUUAAAUGCCUUUGUUGUAAGGGGAAAAAUAUUGAUAAAUGAUGCUGUGGAUUGAAAUACACUACCUUUGGAAGGAGGCUUAAAUAAGUACAACAACACUUCUUUAGAAAAUUUAUUAUUUAAUCAAACAGAAAGGUACAUUAAUAAGAUGAA